AUAAUUCAUCGGUAUAUAGGAAAACAAAAAUUUACAUAGUCGACAUGACGACAAUUUCUACUUAGGUGUGACAUGGAAACCGCUCCAAAUGGCCCAUUUGAAGAAUCGUUAAUUAAUAAUUGAAUAUGGUUGAGUCUGUGGCUGGCUAUGCCUCCAAAAUUUUCCCAGCAUUUGCAGUGGGCACCACAGUACAGCUUAAUUUUCUGCAAGUUUGUUACUCGUAGUAAAAGCAUAAUUGGUUUUCACUUUUUCCAACAAUUCAGUACAAUAGAAUCUCAUUUUGUUCAUAAUCCAGUAGCUUUGAAGCUGAAUUUUAUCUUGUACAGAAUGGAACAAAGAGAAAAGGGCACUGUAACAUCUCUUGCAUCUUUAGUCUCGGUAGAAGAAGCCCAAAAGGCAGCAAAGAGAGUAGAGGGUUCCAUUGCUGAACACCGAAAGGAGUUGGACAAUAUUCGUCAUUUCAUUUCUGACAACAACAAUCUAAUCAAUCUCGUUCAUAAGCUUCCUGAUGAACUCCAUCAUGAUAUCAUGGUUCCAUUUGGAAAAGCCGCGUUCUUCCCCGGUCGUUUGGUUCACACUAAUGAGUUCAUCGUACUAUUAGGGGAAAGAUAUUAUGUGCAACGAACAUCGAAACAAACAGUGGGGAUUUUACAAAGAAGGGGAGAGGUUUUGGAUUCCCAAGUUAAGUCCUUCAAGGCAAUGAUGUUGGACCUUAAAGCUGAAGCUUCUUUUUUUGGUUCAACUGCUGCUGAAGCUGCUGAAGGUGUUUUUGAGAUUAGGGAAGAAUAUGUCGAAGAGCACCCUACAGAAAGGAUGUCAAAUCAGGCAGAUCGGGAAAAGCCAGAUACAUCCAGUUCUUCUGAAGUGCAUAAUGUGGAAGUUGCUGGUGAAGAUGAGGAAUAUGCUCGUAUUAUGUCCAGGUUAAAUGAACUUGAGAAAGAAGAACAUGAAGCUGAACAUGUUAAUGAGGAUACCGACUUUGGGUGCUCGAUAAAUGAGCAUUCUUUCGAGCAGCUCAAAAUCUCUCAAGGACAUCAACAUGAGAAGAGUCCUUUGAAGCAAAAUAGUGGAAGUUUAAGUCAAUCCAAGCAAAAUUCUGCUGACCUAUCAAUUGUUGAAAACUUGACUGUAAAGCAACUUCCUGAAGAUAAUUAUUUGCAUAGAGAAGGUUUACCACGAAAGGGCACUUCCAGCCCUACAAAGCCAUUGCAACCUGAAAAGGAGAAAGCGCAAGUAGUGAAAACUUCAAAAUCUGAGAUUUCUGACGAUAAAGCCUCAAAAGAUAAUCCUAAAACAGGGUUUGAUAGUACCAAGGCGUUUACUGGGUCGGUUGUUGAACAUACUCAUGGUCUCCUUGCUAAUGCAGCCAGCGAAACCACUUCCCCACAGUCGACUAGCUUAAGAACAUCAAAGCCAGUUUCCAGAUUCAAGAUGCAGAAAGGUAGUCGGUGAUACUUAAAAAGUCCCCGUGCUCAAUAGGGAAAGAAGUGCCAGAGGAAGAAGGUGAGUGAACGGCAACAGUGAUAGCAUAGAGAUUUAGGGUAUGGACAUGUAUUAUCUGUUAGGGAUGGUAUAAAAAAAAAUAUGUUUUUUUGAAAUUAUGCUCGGUCUUGUACCACAGUAGGAACAGCUGAUCUUGACAUAUACAGAGUAACAGAAACAAUAUGUUGCAGCAGUUAUAUAUGUCGACUCUUCAUUCAAAUUGGUGCCAAAUGUUAUUUUAAUUUUUAGUGUUUUGACCGUAGACUAAA
Papaver somniferum (opium poppy) is the source of this 1751-nucleotide messenger RNA. RefSeq names its product RNA polymerase II subunit 5-mediating protein homolog. Gene Ontology annotation, biological process: negative regulation of transcription by RNA polymerase II; negative regulation of phosphatase activity. The coding region runs from base 148 to 1452 and encodes 434 amino acids. NCBI's taxonomy places the organism in Eukaryota, Viridiplantae, Streptophyta, Magnoliopsida, Ranunculales, Papaveraceae. The record is from RefSeq and is a predicted model, not a curated record. Gene Ontology annotation, molecular function: phosphatase inhibitor activity; chromatin binding; transcription corepressor activity. The transcript has 12 exons.